GUUUAAAGCUCGAUUCAUAUUUUUUUUCGUACCUUAUAAAUAUUAUAAAGACGAACGAUAUUAAAACAUUCGUAAUUUAUUUUGUAGAUUUUGUAAUAAAUACAUGAAUCUGAUAAUAUAAACUUCUGAAAUAUUCAUUUUAAGAAGCUUAUCUUCGUACUAUAAUAUGAAACGAGUAGAUGACAGGAAAGAUGCGCCGAAGGUCGUAUACCUGCAUACGAAAAAUGGCGCAAAAGCACGGUACGUGGUCUUGGUAGAAACAGUAUUGACGAUAUUUACGUUCGAAGAACGAUUAGUUAAAUUAAACAUGAUGCGGUGUUCAUUGUGUUAUCAGAAAUACGUAAUUGUUAAGAGUUAAAAGGAAUGUAGGUGUGGAAAGAUGAUGGUAAUGGAUCAGAUAUUACCAGUUGAUCAAUAAAAUACUGGUUUAUGAAGAAAUAAUAGGAAUCAUGUUCUUUAUCACUUAGAUUAUUAGUUGUCAUUUUUAUGAUGGAUGCAAGUUCUGUGGAGGAUAAUGAUGUAUCUUUUCGUUUGGGGGAGAUGUUUGACAGUUACGAAGAGUUGGAACAUAAAUUGGAGAAAUUUUCAAAACGUAGUCUUGUGCAUUACUGGAGAAGAGACAGUAGAACAGUUAGCGGUGCUCAUAUGAAAACUGCAAGACCUAUUAGCGAACGUUUAAAAUAUUAUUCGGUGAAAUACGCGUGCAUCUAUGGUGGUCAAAAGUUUCUUCCACGUGGUGCUGGCAGGAGACAAUCUCAAUCAAUUAGGACCAAUUGUCCAGCACACAUUAUGCUUAGAGCAUCGAAAGAUGGAACAAAAUUGGAAGUAACUAGUGUUAAUAACGAACAUAAUCACGAAAUUUCAGAGGAAUUAUUCAAGAAUUUGCCACAAGAGAGAAAACUUUGUGGUGAAAUCAAACAAGAAGUACAAGACCUCAUGCAAUUGCAUAUAGAUCGUAAAAGAUUAAAAGAAUAUGUACGUUUACGUACGAAUAAAAUAUUACGUUCGAAAGAUUUAUUUAAUAUAGCUGCAGCUAAUAAGCAAAAAAAAGACAUUACGCCUGAAAGAGCAUAUCAAUUAUUUAAAAAAAUACACGAUAUUGAAAAAAUGCAAGGUGUGCAUGGCGAAAGAAAAUUAUAUUCCGAGUCAGAAGAUGAAAUUGCACAAACGAUAAAAAGAAUGAAAAAAGAACAGGAGUCAGCUUGGGGUCAGGAUGGUCUAUCACCUGAAUUAGAAGUGAGUGAAGGAAAUGAUGGUGACGAUUCGUAUGGCGGUCAAUUGACUCAAGAAGAAGUAGUAGAUGAAAUGGAUGCAACAGAGGGUAAAUUGUUGAGAACAAAUAAUGAGGGUGAUAUAAUAACAACAAAUGGAGAGAUAGUAGGAGAAUUAGUAAUGGAAGAUGGAGAUCCAUCGGUAAUAGUCGAGUCUAUUGUCAACGCGGAUGGUUCUGUUUUUGUUGAUGAACGAGAUUUUAAUACAUAUUGCAGUAAUCAUUUGUCACAUACGGUCGAUGAUAGUCAAUCUCCUAAUUCUCAAGUUUUAGAUAUAGAUGCUAUAACAUCUUCAACAAAUAUAGAGAAAAUGACAAAAGAUCCUACAUCUAGUCAUAAAAUACAAAAUAGAUCCUUAACGUCGCAACCACAGCAAACAUCGAAAUCAGCCAAUGAUUUUAACGAAACUGCGGAUUCGAGGAUUUGGAUUAUGAAGGAGGCAACGUCUAUGGAAGCAGAAGUAGAUAGCAGUCCUGAAAGUGAAACAAAUGGAUCCAAAUGUGCUGCUAUUAUAAAAGGAGAUAUCGAUACCAACGAUGUGGUAUUAACGGAUGAGGCUAGUCAUCAAUUGUUGCAAGAACAAUUAGCUGUACUUCGUGCGGAAAGAGGAAAGUUACAUCAUGAGACUGAAAUGUUAAAACUUAAAAAAGACAAAUUAAAACUACAAAUUAAUUGUUAUACAAAUGAGUUAAAAAAGCAGGAGAUGGAGAAAGAGAAAUUAAGAUUGGAAAUUAAAUUACUUCAAUCUAAAGUAAUGGAAGAUAGUAAUGAUGUGUCUCAUUAUAUUUUUGUGCCUUGAUUGUUGAGAAAUAGGUUAAUUUACUGAUAGGAUAAAUAAGGGAUAUUAGGGCGCACAAGUUAGUAUACUAAGAAGAUUACAUCUUAUUUAAUAUUGGAGAUUAUAUAAAAAUGGUUGUUAUAAUUUUACAGUAGAUAAAAUUAAAAAUAAAAAGUUUUUAUCUAUGUGGUAGAUAUUACUAUAAUAUAAUUUUAUUCUUUUUAUGAGCCACGAAAACAAUUAAUUUUUAUUUAUUUCUUUUUUUUCUUUUUCUUUACACGUAUUAUCACGUGUA
Molecule: messenger RNA, 2344 nt
Organism: Vespula vulgaris
Lineage: Eukaryota; Metazoa; Arthropoda; Insecta; Hymenoptera; Vespidae
Exons: 6
Coding region: 487-2070 (527 amino acids)
Source: RefSeq, a predicted model, not a curated record